Messenger RNA from Rhinopithecus roxellana (golden snub-nosed monkey), 1699 nucleotides. RefSeq names its product spleen associated tyrosine kinase (gene SYK). Gene Ontology annotation, molecular function: signaling receptor binding; non-membrane spanning protein tyrosine kinase activity. The record is from RefSeq and is a predicted model, not a curated record. Gene Ontology annotation, cellular component: extrinsic component of cytoplasmic side of plasma membrane. The coding region runs from base 210 to 1394 and encodes 394 amino acids. Gene Ontology annotation, biological process: regulation of platelet aggregation; innate immune response; macrophage activation involved in immune response. The transcript has 9 exons. NCBI's taxonomy places the organism in Eukaryota, Metazoa, Chordata, Mammalia, Primates, Cercopithecidae.
AGCAGCAGGAAGCACUCUGGCUUGUUGAUGCCUGUCUUGUGCUUUCUCUCUGUUUCAGCUGUUUUCCUUUUAAGAUACUCCUCAGAUUUGUGCGCUUCUUCCCUUCCCACAUUUUAUACUGCCCAGCGCCUGGGAUUCCAGACCUGCGUUUGAAUCCAGGAGAGGGAGGUGGACACCUGCCUAGGCGUGUGCCCUCCGGCCUCUGAAGCAUGGCCAGCAGCGGCAUGGCUGACAACGCCAACCACCUGCCCUUCUUUUUCGGCAACAUCACCCGGGAGGAGGCAGAAGAUUACCUGGUCCAGGGGGGCAUGAGCGAUGGGCUCUAUUUGCUGCGCCAGAGCCGCAACUACCUGGGCGGCUUUGCCCUGUCCGUGGCGCACGGGAGGAAGGCACACCACUACACCAUCGAGCGAGAGCUGAACGGCACCUACGCCAUCGCCGGCGGAAGGACCCACGCCAGCCCCGCUGACCUCUGCCACUACCACUCCCAGGAGUCUGAUGGCCUGGUCUGCCUCCUCAAGAAGCCCUUCAACCGGCCCCAAGGGGUGCAGCCCAAGACUGGGCCCUUUGAGGACUUGAAGGAAAACCUCAUCAGGGAAUAUGUGAAGCAGACAUGGAACCUGCAGGGUCAGGCUCUGGAGCAGGCCAUCAUCAGUCAGAAGCCUCAGCUGGAGAAGCUGAUCGCCACCACAGCCCAUGAAAAAAUGCCUUGGUUCCACGGAAAAAUCUCUCGGGAAGAGUCUGAGCAAAUUGUCCUGAUAGGAUCAAAGACAAACGGAAAGUUCCUGAUCCGAGCCAGAGACAACAACGGCUCCUACGCCCUGUGCCUGCUGCAUGAAGGGAAGGUGCUGCACUAUCGCAUUGAUAAAGACAAGACAGGGAAGCUCUCCAUCCCCGAGGGAAAGAAGUUCGACACGCUCUGGCAGCUAGUCGAGCAUUAUUCUUAUAAAGCAGAUGGUUUGUUAAGAGUUCUUACUGUCCCGUGUCAAAAAAUCGGCACACAGGGAAAUGUUAAUUUUGGAGGUCGUCCACAACUUCCAGGUUCCCAUCCUGCGACUUGGUCAGCGGGUGGAAUAAUCUCAAGAAUCAAAUCAUACUCCUUCCCAAAGCCUGGCCACAGAAAGCCCUCCCCUGCCCAAGGGAACCGGCCAGAGAGUGCCGUGUCAUUCAAUCCGUAUGAGCCAGAAGUUGCACCCUGGGCUGCAGAAAAAGGCCCCCAGAGAGAAGCCCUACCCAUGGACACAGAGGUGUAUGAGAGCCCCUAUGCGGACCCUGAGGAGAUCAGGCCCAAGGAGGUUUACCUGGACCGAAAGCUGCUGACGCUGGAAGACAAAGAGCUGGGCUCUGGUAAUUUUGGAACUGUGAAAAAGGGCUACUACCAAAUGAAAAAGUAAGUCACAGCGCUCCACCGGCCUCACCCGCACGCGAGCUCAGGUUCUAGACACGGCUGAGAAUAACACAAUGUAACCUGGCUCAACCCUUUUUUUAUUAAUGCUAUCUUUCUUGUCAAUUUCUGGUACUAUUAUAAUGAAAGCCUUUAAUGGCAAAAGCUGCUACUUUUGCACCGACCUAAAAGAAUAUGCACCUUAUGGAAAAUUAAGAAAUAGAAACAAGCAGAAACAUAAGAAAAUAAAAGCAUCAAUCUCUGGUGUGGUGGCUCACGCCUGUAAUCUUAGCAAUUUGGGAGGCUGGGGUAGGA